Didymosphaeria variabile is the source of this 1893-nucleotide messenger RNA. RefSeq lists its product as uncharacterized. NCBI's taxonomy places the organism in Eukaryota, Fungi, Ascomycota, Dothideomycetes, Pleosporales, Didymosphaeriaceae. The coding region runs from base 1 to 1893 and encodes 630 amino acids. The transcript has a single exon. The record is from RefSeq and is a predicted model, not a curated record.
AUGCCAGCGGCGAAAUCCAAAAACAAUGGUUACGCCGGAUCAAUCACGAAAUAUCCGAUGUCAAAUACCACCUUCAUCACAGGCCCGACAUCAUGCAGAAAUGGCGCGCUGUUAGUAAUUCCCCGACUGCUUGGAAAACGCCCUGGUGAGAUGGUGAGACAAUUGCUGACGGUGCACGGUUUUCAGGUUUUGGGCAUAAACACAUUCAAAGAGCGAGUCACGUCGUUCAAGAGCACCGUCCUGCCGCAACUUUCUUUCAUCUUCACGGGCCUCAUUACAACAGCUGUCGUAGCUGCUGUGACACUGACCGAUACAACUUGCAACUCGGAGUUGAGCCCUCCUCGCAUUCACAGCGGAGCCGAUAACAAAUGCACGAGGAUGGUUCCCAACGACAAUAUCGAUCGCUCUUCACCCCUAUGGGAGUUCCGAACCUUUUGGAACAACGACGAUGGGUCGGCAUACUAUGCCACGACAAAUCUAGGCUGUCCGUCUUGGUCGGGCGCACAGUUCAUGGGGUCCAUCAACACCAUUAACCCAGAACAUGUCGCAUACUCACGUAACGGAGUCGGAAUUCAAAGCUCAGCCAUCGGAUCACCAGAAAUAUUCUAUACAGAUUUCCCUGAAAUCGUCGAACCCUUUGACAGCUAUGGUGCAAAGGUGGACCAGACCAUGCUGCGCACAGUCUCGCAAUGCCUUCCGGUCAUGGCCACUAACCCUGUCAGAUGUCGUCCCGGGGGUAGCGUAUCUUUCAAGUCAAACAUUCCCGAGAACCUUCCCGAUGAUCAGGCUGUUUACCAUCGGAUUUCCAUCGAAGCUGGCGGUUGCAACUUUACCCAAGCGAAUGCCGAGGACCCCAAUGGAAAAUUCGGUGUCAUGGUCUCCCGCUUCUGCCCCCAAAAUAAUACUAUCGGCAAGGGAACCGUUGCUAUGGGUGCUACGGGCAUCAUCAGUCUUACCCUUGCUGCCUCUAUUGGCGACGAAGACUUCCUCGCCAAGCAUGCCGACAGCUACGAAGCGAUGAGCGCUGGCGUGGCCAAGAACCUCACAUACGCCAUCAGCUGCGACAUCGACGUACAGCCGACGAUCAGAUGGCGAACUCUCACCCUCGAGCUACAGCAGGGCACACUUACCACCACACCGUCGUACUCCAAGCUAAUAUCUGGCGUCGACGGCUGCGCAUCCACUCCCAAUGCCAACGCCAACUGGACCCUAGGUUACGGCUACGCAGGCGGUGCCGCCGCCGCACUCGUACCUCCCCUCUCAGAAGGACGAUACUGGAACGGCAUGACCAACACCAUCUUCAAUCAAGCGCUCGACGUCACAGACACAUCGGAUCGCUACUCGACCGUCGAGUCGUGGCAAAAGCUAAUCCGCGGCGCGCCUUACGGUUUCAACCAGUCCACCAACGCUCUAGAAGACGUCCUAGGCCUCACAGCCGGCAUCACCAUGUCCCAGAUGUCGACCCUAGACAGCAUGCGCAGCAACAGCCCCCUAGCCGACAGCGUCGAUUUUCACGCCGCAGCAAUGGGUCACGCAACGUUUGCUUGCACGCGCGUCGGCUCAGGCCAACGCUCUGCCAUACUCUUCACGCUGCCUCCGCUGCUUGCCAUGCUCACGGCUAUAUACCUCAUCUUCACGGUGCCGCGGAAGCAGACUAGUUUCAAAACAAGUCGCCUUGAGGAUUUGAUCGGCAUUGGUAUGGCGAGCGAGCGCGAGCUGAGCAUGGCGUACAGAAGGGACCAUCUGCGGGAGAACGAGGACCAGGGUGCGCAUCUCGGGAUCCCGCGGGCGCCGUCGCCGGGGCGGAAUCCCUUCGACGACGAUGCGGAGGAGAAGGCUAUGGGACUCCAGGAAUUAAGGGCUGUGCAUUACGAUCGCAAGGUGUGGGAUUAA